CUGGUUAGCAUCAAACCACUGCAGAGAACAAAGGAAGGCCCGGAUCACUUAUGAGGAUGCAUCUCAGAGUAGCCACGACAAAGAAGGUGCAGUUAUACUAUAUUAUUCUGCAUUUGCAAGUUGCAGAUGUUUGGAGUUGUCUCAAGGGACUUUGUUUUAACAUGUUACCACAAUGUUAGAUGAACUCUUACUCAAUACUGGCGAGCAAGAGCCAGAAUGAACACACAUAAGUCUUCUUCUUUGGUACUGGAAUAUACAGCUGGAAGAUAUAAAUACUAAAACAGUGGGUGGGGGGGGAGCUGGCAAUCACUCUUGGGUGGAGGUCGUCAUGCUCCUGACCUUUGGACACACAUGCAUUCUGCCCCACGAGUCUCCUCUAGAUUACACGGACAUCCUGACUAUCAGGACACAACGUGCCUCUGUGCAGAGGGUCCGGAGUCUGACUACAUUAUUUACCCAGCGUAGUUUUACAGCCGUGUGAGCUGACGGGGGGGAAAGUCCGACAGCAGAGGGAAGCAAACACAGCGAGGUAUGUUGACUUUUUUGGCAACUCAAGCAGGACUGAAAGGGCUUCUCCAGAGGAGCAAACAUUAGGCGCUUUAGUGAGUAUUUCCAGCAGCAGGACGUGUGUAUGUGGGAUUGACACAAAAUAAAUAUGUUCACGUCAAAGAGGGUUCCAAUGCAUCGCUGGGGUGCAUUGCUAUUUCCUUGAAUUGCUAAUGGAGAAUAGAUCUCUCUGGCAUGGAGGAAUGAGAUCUUUUUUUGGGCCUUAAAUACACAAACCACUCUCUCAGGAGCCCGUCGUUAGGUCCCUUUAGCCACAACCUGAGCCCCCCCCCCCCUCCAUCAACACCUGGAUUCCAUAAAUCCCGCAAAGCAAACGUUUUUUGGAGAUUAAUUAAUUCAUUCCUGCUCUUUGUUCAUACUGCAGCAAUGUUUUUGUAAAUCUUCGGACGAAGAACACAAGGCCUUGUUGCCAGCGGAAUUUGACCUACAUUCAUGACUUUGACUUAUAUAAUAUGCAGCUUUAGCACAAAGUACAACGUUCCUGGCCACACUCGAGCCUCCACAGUCGCAGCGUGAUUAGUUCUGGUUAGUUCUGACGGCUUUGCCUGUUUCAAAAUACUUAUCUGGAUCGGAGUGAGAAAGAUGUCCUCCCAAGUCCGCCUGAGGCUGCUGCCGAGAGCCAGAUGCAUGUUCGACGAGCCCGUCCAGGUGAAGGUGGCCGGUCUCAGGUCGAGACAGAUGGUCACCCUGAGAGCCAGAUCCACUGACGAGAAGGGAGUGGUGUUCAGCUCCUCGGCCACCUUCAGGGCUGAUGGGAGCGGGCAGAUCGACCUGGAGAGGGACCCCUCCCUCGGUGGGACCUACACCGGCGUUGAACCCAUGGGUCUGCUUUGGUCCAUGAGGCCGGACACUUUGCACAAGAGGUUCCAAAGAACAAAGUCUCUAAACCCCCACAUGGUGAAGAUCUCAGUUCAUGACCAGGAAAAGGAGGAGGGCAGGAUCCUGGCAGAAGCGACCAAUGAAAGGCUCCUGAUCGGAGACGGGGUCAUCCGGCGCACGGUCAGAGAGGGGAAUAUUCGUGGUGUCCUCUUCACUCCGCCAGGAGAAGGUCCGUUCCCCGCUGUGUUGGAUCUCUACACCUCCGGUGGAGGUUUGUCAGAGAAAAGGGCCUCCUUGCUGGCCCGUCGAGGGUUUGUGGUUCUGACUGUAGCGCUGUACGGUAACAGCGACAUGUCGAGGAACAUCAGAGAGAUCCAUCUGGAUUAUUUAGAGGAGGCGCUGGAGUUUUUGAAAAAACAAUAUAAGGUUGGCGGUAAAGGAGUUGGUGUGAUAUCCAUUUCAAAAAGUGGAGAUCUGGCACUGUCGAUGGCCUCUUACCUGCAAGGAGUCGAGGCCGUAGUGUGGAUCAACGGCUGCUCCGCCAACACGCUUCUUCCUCUCUACUAUCAGAAGAGCCAGAUCCUCCCCCCGUUAAUGGUUGACCUCAGCAAGCUGAUUCCCACUGAGUCGGAGGCCUUCAAUGGCAAGAAGGUUAUGAACGACCCUCUGGCAGAGGAGAACGAGGCCACGCUGAUCCCUGUGGAGCGGGCGGAGGGACGUCUCCUCUUCGUGGCCUCAGAGGACGACCUCAACUGGGACAGCACGGCUUACGUGGACAUGAUGGUGGAGCGACUGCAGCGUCACGGGAAGGACAACUUUGAGACUGUAUGUUAUCCCGGAGCGGGACACUAUCUAGAGCCGCCUUACGGACCAUACUGCCCCUCCAGUUUUCAUGCAGUUGCGGGCGGGCCGGUCCUGUGGGGGGGCGAGGCCAGGUCCCACGCUGCAGCUGAGGUCCACCUGUGGAAGAAGAUCCAAGAGUUCUUCAGGGCUCACCUGAGCUGUGAUGCUACACAGACUAAAGCUAAACUCUAGAUGCAAAUAUCACGAUGUGAGAGAGAUGGGUAACAGCUGAGGGGGGUUACAACUGCAAUCAAAUAAAACAAGCAAAUAAUACAACUACCGAAAUAUACAUUACAGGUAAUUUAGCUGAUGCUUUUAUCCAAAGGGACUUAUAUUGCAUUUUUAACCCAUGGCUUUUUACAUUUUUUCCCGGGA
This is a messenger RNA of Gasterosteus aculeatus aculeatus (three-spined stickleback), 2604 nucleotides long. RefSeq names its product acyl-coenzyme A thioesterase 1. The record is from RefSeq and is a predicted model, not a curated record. Gene Ontology annotation, biological process: acyl-CoA metabolic process; fatty acid metabolic process. Gene Ontology annotation, molecular function: fatty acyl-CoA hydrolase activity. Lineage: Eukaryota; Metazoa; Chordata; Actinopteri; Perciformes; Gasterosteidae.